CUGGGGUCAACACUGCCAGUCCCGCCCCUCCUUAAAAUAGCCCUCGCCUUCCGCCCCUCUUGCCGCAGCUGACGCUUCUCCAUGCUCUGGUAGACACAGUGGGCCGCGUGGAUGGUCGCCACGGCAGCCAAACCCGUGGUGAUGAUUUGUUUACCUCUCAGUUUCUUGCCCAACCAUUCGUUUACCACCAAGGUGGACGCUGCGUAGAAGUACGGGUACCGAGCCAUCGAGCUCUUCCGCGCCAGGCGCUCAUCUUCCAGGAGACAACCACAACAACCGCCUACCUAACGCUGACGCCCUUCUUCCUCCCCACUGACGCCACGCCCGCCAACAACACGUCUCGCACCGCGGCCCUGCUCAUGCACUUUGAGGUCUACAGCGCCGUCGUCGACCCGCUCGUGCCGCUGCACGUCUAUACGGGCGGUCUCCUCCCGCCGGCGCCGCCGGCGCUGCCCCGGUGGGCGGUGGACGCGGCGCUGCGGCGGUUCGGUACUGUGGUGGGCGCCGGCCCGCUGGUGGUGCCUGAGGUGCGGCCCUCUGCCGCUGCUGCAGCGAACGCGGUCCAGAUGGCUGUGCCGUCACCGUUGGGGAUUUGGGCUUGGCUGCAGCCGAGUGAGAUCGAGGCGAUUGAUGACCUGCGGCAUGGUCGGAAGGAGGAGGAGGGUAUGACGGGCUUUUGAAGUAGGUAGGGCUUGACGGUACUAGUAGUGGAUCUUUCUCGCUUAAGCUUUUUAGAUGGGAAGAUAUUACAUUACUGUUACUCGGAUAGGUUAGGUAGGUCGGUUCUAUUA
This is a messenger RNA of Parathielavia appendiculata, 791 nucleotides long. RefSeq lists its product as uncharacterized. The record is from RefSeq and is a predicted model, not a curated record. The transcript has 2 exons. Bases 360 to 680 code for a protein of 106 amino acids. NCBI's taxonomy places the organism in Eukaryota, Fungi, Ascomycota, Sordariomycetes, Sordariales, Chaetomiaceae.